AUGGCAAAGGCGCGCGAUCGACUUGCAAAUCUGCGGCAGCGUACUUCGGUAGCAGAUUACAUCGCUGAUUUUCGUGACAUCUCCACCGAGAUCUCAGACCUUUCAACGGCUGAGGCGCUGGACAAGUUCAAGCGUGGCUUGAAGGACGACAUUAGGAUGGAAGUGGAGGUGCAGGGCUGCAGUACGCUGGAGGAGAUGGCACGUGUCGCUGAGCGCUAUGAUGAGAUCCACUUCGGCAGCCGUCGCAACCGUUUCAACCGUGGGAUGCGGUUCAGUCCGAACAUGUUCCAGCCUAUCCAGGGGGAGCAGCGUGGUGGAGCAGGACCGACGCCGAUGGAACUGGAUACGAUCGAUAGGAACAAGGAGAAGCGGAAGGGCUUUGCUGGAAAUUGCUUCAAGUGUGGGAAGCGCGGUCACAAAGCUCUCAACUGCCCUACCAAGCCCAGGCAGCCGGGAAACAAGCUUCACCAGUAG
Molecule: messenger RNA, 474 nt
Organism: Closterium sp. Yama58-4
Lineage: Eukaryota; Viridiplantae; Streptophyta; Zygnematophyceae; Desmidiales; Closteriaceae
Source: the annotation of a GenBank genome assembly